This is a messenger RNA of Chrysochloris asiatica (Cape golden mole), 1284 nucleotides long. RefSeq names its product purinergic receptor P2X, ligand-gated ion channel, 6 (gene P2RX6). The transcript has 14 exons. The coding region runs from base 10 to 1284 and encodes 424 amino acids. The record is from RefSeq and is a predicted model, not a curated record. NCBI's taxonomy places the organism in Eukaryota, Metazoa, Chordata, Mammalia, Afrosoricida, Chrysochloridae. Gene Ontology annotation, molecular function: ATP binding; purinergic nucleotide receptor activity; extracellularly ATP-gated monoatomic cation channel activity. Gene Ontology annotation, biological process: monoatomic cation transmembrane transport; response to ATP. Gene Ontology annotation, cellular component: plasma membrane; nuclear inner membrane.
GCUAGGAACAUGGGCGCCUUAGGGGCCAAGGCUGGCUGGGGGCUUCUGGAUUAUAAGACGGAGAAGUAUGUCAUGACCAGGAAUUGGCGAGUAGGAGUCCUGCAGAGGCUGCUGCAGCUUGGGGUUGCAAUAUACGUGGUGGGGUGGGUCCUUUUCUCCAAAAAAGGCUACCAGGAGCAGGAUAUGGAUCCCCAGAUCUCUGUCAUCACCAAACUUAAAGGGAUUUCCGUGAUACAGAUCAAGGAGCUGGGGAACCGGCUGUGGGACACAGCCGACUUUGUGAAGCCACCUCAGGGAGAGAAUGUGUUCUUUUUGGUGACCAAUUUCCUUGUGACGCCAGCCCAAGUUCAAGGCAGGUGCCCAGAGCACCCUUCUGUUCCGCUCGCUGUCUGCUGGGCCAAUAAGGACUGCCCAGAAGGAGAGAAGGGGACACACAGCCACGGCAUAAAAACAGGUCAAUGUGUGGUGUUCAACGGGACCCACAGCACCUGUGAGAUCCAAGGUUGGUGUCCUGUGGAGAGUGGCACUGUGUCAGGGAAGCCCCUUCUGGCCCAGGCAGAAAACUUCACGCUCUUCAUCAAAAACACAGUCACUUUCAGCAAGUUCAACUUCUCCAAAUCCAAUGCCCUGGAGACCUGGGAUGCUACCUAUUUCAAGCACUGCCGCUAUGAUCCACACACCAGCCCCUACUGCCCCGUGUUCCGAAUUGGGGACCUCGUGCAGUCUGCGGGUGGAAACUUUGAGGACCUGGCAUUGCUGGGUGGUGCUGUGGGCAUUCGUGUCCAAUGGGACUGCAACUUGGAUGGCCAGAGCUCCGACUGCCAACCCUACUACUACUUUCAGCUACAGGAGAGGAACUACAACUUCAGGACAGCCACUCACUGGUGGGAGGCCCCUGGUGUGGAGGCCCGGAGCCUACUCAAGGUCUACGGGAUCCGCUUUGACAUCCUGGUCACUGGGCAGGCAGGGAAGUUUGGGCUCAUUCCCACAUUCAUCACGCUGGGCACUGGAGUGGCGUGGCUGGGUGUGGUAACUUUUCUCUGUGACCUGAUGCUAUUGUAUGUGGAUGGAGAAGCCCAUUUCUACAGGAGGACCAAGUAUGAGGAGGCCAAGGCUCCGAAGAUGAAGGCCAACUCUGUGUGCACAAAAACCUGCCCACCAGGCUUCCUGGAAACCCUGGGAAACGUGGGAGAGCCUAGAGGUGGAGGCCACCCAUCCUUGUCAUGGGCCCUGUUCCUGAUGCAUGUGUGUGAUUUCUCGCUGAGCUCGGCAGACCAUCCCUGA